Molecule: messenger RNA, 4329 nt
Organism: Scaptodrosophila lebanonensis
Lineage: Eukaryota; Metazoa; Arthropoda; Insecta; Diptera; Drosophilidae
Gene: FAM21
Product: WASH complex subunit 2
Exons: 3
Coding region: 139-4260 (1373 amino acids)
Source: RefSeq, a predicted model, not a curated record
CAUACUUUCAUAUGUAUGUAUGUACAUACAUGUACAUACAUAUGUAUGAGACUUAUUGUGCUAUCCUCCUGAAUGGUGUUUUUUAAUGCACCGGUAAUUUGAUUAACAAAUAAAUCGUCAUUGAGUACCAAAAUCACAAUGGACAUAACGGAGGACGUUGAUGCUAUUUUAGCACAAUCGCCGGAUUGGAGCUUUGCUGGCGAUUGUGCUAUAUUGGAUUUAAUGAAACGUAUCUCUGAAAAUUUAUACAACUGCGUCGAACGCACAAACAGUGAUUUACGAGAAUUUGAUGCAGAAGUAAAACGCACGGAAAUUGCAUUGGACAAUGCAACUAACAGUCUUCGUUCCCUACAGUUCGGCCAGCAAUUUGUGGAAUACCGUAUUGAAACACUAGAUGAUGCAGAUUUCAAAAUGCCUGAGACAAAAAAGAAAUCCAAACACCCAGAUAUGAGCUGUGAACAGAUGCAAAAAGAGUUUCUUCAAAACAACGUUGAAAUGUUUCGAAAGCAUUUCGAACCAAUUACUCUUAAAGUACCUGACUCCGAUGAUGAAGAUGAUGGCGAUGCUUCCACCACCACAAUUUUUCGAAUAAAAAACCCAUACGACGACACACCCCUUCCUUAUAUUAUUGGAACCAAAGAAUGGCAUGAUCACAAAUAUGCGGGUAUUUAUGACAGUGCGGAAAGCAGCGACGAUGAGAAGACGGAGGAGUUCUCAUCCAGUUCAUCAGAUGAAGCGCAGCUGCCUACUAAACCGAAGGUACCUGCAACAGUUUAUAAGGAUCCUGAUGAGCCACCACUCUCAUCGAUAGCAAAAGAUCCAGUAAUUGUAUUGCCAAAAGCUCCAAUUAUCCCUUCUGUGCCGCCAAUGCCUGCUGGACAGCUGGGAGGUAAAACGGGUGCACGGCCCAAGACCCAACCGCGUCAAAUAAUUAGCAGCACUCGGAAUCAUCCCGAGCACGACCUAUUUGCUGCUCUGCGGCAGUCCCCGCCGAGCGAUGAUCCCCCAUCCACAUCAUCUACACCAACAUCCUCGCCAGCUAUUUCAAAAAGACCUGCACAGCGCAUUCUACAAACUGAUUCGUCCCUUAGUUCGAGCAGCAGUAGUGCAAGCAAACCAAAUAUAGUCCAGAGGGAGUCGCCGGCAAACAAGGAUGUCACCUCUACGUCUGUGCCGUGGACACCUGCAUACGCCGAAACUGAAGCGGUUAAUGAGAAACCAGUCAGUGCAAGUAAAAUCAAACGAAAGCCGGUUAAUCUAUUUAACGACGACGAUUUCAAUUCAUUAAUGUCGGAAAUCGCUGACAAGGCACAAUCAAAGGCAGAGAUCAGUGUUCCAGUACCUAAAGUGGGACCUACGCAGAAAGAAGAAAGGAGAACAAUAAUAAAAGAAAACAAUGAGCAAAAGCUUCAAGAGAAAAAACCCACUGCUACAGCACCUCUGCGCAAGACUGUGAACCUUUUCGAUGAUAGUCCACCACCUAGCCCGAGCCCAAUAGUGAAGGCUUCUACUGCUCCAACGGUGCAACCUCCUCCUGCGGGUCCAACAGUGAAACCCCCUCUUACGGGUCCUUCUAAAUUGAUCUCAACAUCGCUAUUUGAGGAUGAUCUUGAGGACGAGGACUUUUUAGACAGAUUAACAAAGUUCAAAAAGCCAAUUGAAAAGCAACCAAAAACUUUUCUCUUCGACGAUGAAGAUGAUGACCUAGAUAUUGAUGACAUUUUCCCCAAGAAAGCUGAGAGUAAGUCAAAGAUCACCAGUAAACCUAAUCCAACUAUCAAAACAUCGCUUUUCGAUGACGACAUGGAUGAUAAUAUGGAUAUUUUUGGGGAACAGAAAGCCGUUGUACCAAUAGAGCAAAAUAUCAAGAUUUCUAGUGAAACCGAUGACAAAACAACAAAAACUCAGGGAAGUUCCAAAACUGAGCUAAAAGGGAAACCUAACGUUAACACAUCGCUUUUUGAUGAUGACGAAGAUAAUGUCGAUUUGUUUGGAAGCAAGAAGCAAACAGUAAUACGUGGUAAUGCCAAAAUGUCCUUAAUAGAAGCUGACCCUCAGCAAAAGAGUUUCAUGGAAAGAAAGCAACCAAAGAAAUUGACACUUUUCGAUGAUGAAAAUGAUGAUGAUCUGGAUAUUUUCAGGGGGGCACCGCCGAAAAAAACGAUUAAGGGUCAUUCUGAGGAAAAAAUUGUACCGGAAUUGAAGAAAGACCUAUCACCUCAAAAGAGUACGCUUUUUGAGGAUAUCAUUAACGACUCUUUUAACGAUUUUUCCGGACACCCCAGUUCAAAAACAGAUGCUUUGUUCGCUGGCGGUGGCGACUUUAAACCAACUUCUACUGAAAAUAUGCAAGAUGAUCAAGAACAUCGAGCCUUUAAAGAUAAAGAACGUAUGAAAACCAACGAUCCAGAGUCCGCCCAAACUGAAGGUAAACCUGUUCUUUUAGAUGUCAGUGAAGAUGUGCAUGAAAUGUUCGCAGAACCGAACCAGAAAACGCAAGCUGUUAAUUCACCUUUUGACGGUGAUAAGUUAAGAGAAGGGUUUAGUAAUGAAUCUUUAAAAAAUAUAGCUUCUGAGGAUCAAAAAAGGGCAGAAAUUAAAAAACAAACUCAAACGGGAAAUAUUACGAAACAUGUAGAUGAGAUUAAAAAUUUGGAGAUUAAUCCGCCGUUUGCAUCCAAGGACGUAGGAAACCAAAUGGCUUUAGAGAGUGCAUCCCUAAUCGAACAAAGUAGCAAAGAUGAACAAAAAGUACUAAAUACAGACCAGCAAACUGCUGAAACAGCACACAAAUUUGAGGAGGGUUUACCUGAAGACCCGAUUAUAAGUAUGGUUGCCGAUGUAAGCAAUAAAAAAGAAAAUAUAACGCAUAGUCCUCCGAAGGCUUCGGAUGUAGCAGCAGCACAACAAAUUAUGCAAAACUAUACUAGUCUGUUUUCAGACGAGCCACCCGAUGAUAACGAAUUCUUUUUAUCGUUGGGAAGUAAUAGCCUCAACAGCCUAAACGCAUCUAAGAUAUUUGAUACGGAGCACGAUUUCUUCGAGCCCACGUUACCAGACGUACCAAGCACUUCUAAAGCUGCGUCAGCCACUUCGGUAGAGCCACAAUCUGGCAGUGAAUAUAGUGGCAUGCGUUUAUUUAGCGAUGUACCUCCCGAUGAUGACCACGAUGACGGUUCAAAGCAAAAGGAGGAGAAUUAUUCCGGAAUGAAAACUGUCAUGGCACCAACAGGAACUCGUAUACAUACCAUUUUUUAUGAUGACUUCAGUGAAACAGCCAGAGCAAGCGAGCCAGAAACCAGUACGCAGCCCUCAUCCCUAUACGACAAUGAACCACCACCAGACUUUUUAAAUACUUCAUCAAAAGUGGCAAACGUUGUAGAUCAAAGCAAAGCUAAUGUUGAAGAGCAGAUUGCUGUUUCUGGGUUGCCAAUGAUAAGCAAACUGAAGAUGCCCAACAUCAACAUCAAUGUUCAGGCUCUGCUACCUGGAGCUGGUGGCCUGCCAAAACCCAAGAAAUCGCCAGCGGCGACAAAAGAACCAGAGGACAUUAUUAUUGCUAGUGAUAAAUCUGAACGCACUGAGCCUAGCCCCAGUAAUGAAAAUAUUCUGCAAAAUGUGACCAAAACUCGCGUCCGAGGACCGGCUCAUAGGCGUCCCUCGACUAGACGUGGGCGGCAAGACAAUUAUAGAAAAUCAUUGCUGGCAGAAGCUGAGCCAAAAGUAGUGGACGCUAUAACAGGGUCACUGCCGCCAGGGACUAAAGAAAUACGAAGUACUGUAAACAUUCCAAGCCAAACGGUAAAAGCACCAAUUCCUAAGACCUCAUUCUUAGAUACUGAUGACAGCGAUGAUGACAAUCCGCUAUUCGGUUCGGCAAAAGCACUGCCGGCUAGGCUGAUAAAUACAGAGCCACCACCAGCACCCACUAAAUUACCACCGGGGCCCACUAAACCACCACCACCGGCACGACUUUUUUCCGACAGCGAUGAAGAUGAUGACUUUUUCGCGAGCGUACCAGCUGUCCCCUCACGGGCAACUCAAACCGCUGCCCAAAAGGCUAGUAACAGCCUUUUCAGUGAUGAAGAUGAUGAUGAUGAUCUUUUCGGGAGUGUAGCAACAGGCGGAACCACAAGACAAAGGAAGUCUGCUAGUUCCCUUCAGAAAAAGAAAGUGGAAAGUGUUAAUAAGGUUGCUCAAAGUAAAACUUCUGUAGCAACUUCACCGGAUAACCCAUUGGCUGAUUUGCUUGGCCCUUAAACAUUUAAAAACGUGUAUUUUUAUUUCUACAUUAUUAUAUACAAUAAAUCAACUUUUUUUAAAAUAUAA